CUCUGACUUGCCGGUUCAUAUCCAAGUAGAAAGACAACUAAACAAUGCUUUCAGAUGCAGAUGUGGAAGUGCUUGAGGCUGUCGCAAAAGAUGGCACAAUGGAUUACGAGAAAUGGCCUGGCCUCCUAGAACUUUUCCUUGAUCAAUUACACCAUAUUAUCCGCCAUGAGUUCCCGAUUCCAAGAUUCCGCUCCAAUUCUUUCGAGACGAUUACAACGAUUCCCAUUCAUUCCACCUACGCGUCGCAAGACCCAAGUUCACAAUCAAACAGCAACAAAGAAAAUGCACCCCCUUCACAGUUUCAGUCGCCGCCUCGUCGGCCACCGGUUCCUCCUUUCUCCCCUCCUGCCACUAGCAUGCGGAUUCCUGAUUCGCAGUCCCAGUCCAGCCCUUCGGAAACCGACUUACCCCAUCCCCUCCAAUUCCUACUUUCUUCAAUUGAAUCAACUCUAAGACAAAGUUUUUCCUCGAAACCACCACAUACAAUCCAGCGCCUUGCGGAACUCCUUCUGCGGCCUUCGCGGCACUACCGAACACUCCCUGCCUACCUUCGGGCCGUAGACAGAGUAGUAUCGGUGUCUAGCGGAGCGGAUAUAUUUCCACUUCCGGUUGCUGUUCCCCCUGGUGUAAUAAUCGACAGCGCACUUGCGAAUGGACUUAACGGCACGACGACAAGUCUUUCUCUAUUCAAUGACAGUUCUUUGGGAAGCGACGAAUCCUUGGGCGGUGCGCUCCUUACUCCAAUCCCGUGGCUUAGCAAUCCCACCUCACCUCCCGCCAGCGAGGAUGUUCUUACCCAGCCGAGUUCUAGUGACGAUUCGAUAGGCGCGGGUACCUCUGCCCCAAGCGAGCCUAGUUCUCAGGAACAGUACUUAUCCCCGGAGACAGAAGGACCCAACACCACGGGAAUUCAAGAGGUUCCUGAAGAUGAAAUGAUUCCGCAUGCUCGCGGGCCUUCUACUAUAGGCGUGGAGGACAUGGGACUACAAGAUGGAAAAGACGUGCAGAUGACUCUCACAAUAGACGAAUCGGAAGUCACGGUAGCGCAAGACUCUCAAGCAACUUCUGAAGAAAGUGAAAGCAAGGAAGAUCCAUCUACUGGCCUUGAAGAAGAUGGUGAUGGAGAGAUUGUUAUCGAUGAUAUCCCUCCCAGUUCAAUGACCCAAAAUGAUACUCCAAAUGAUACAACCUCCAGUGAAGCAAAUACGGCUGAACCUCGGGCAGGAGGUCGUGCCGAGAAUAAUACCGAUGAGACAGCUCAUGACAUUACUAAGUAAAUGAGAUGAAUUGGCGAACCGGUUUCUGCAUUCAUUGCAAGUGUGUCAUGUAUACUCGGCGUUGGCUCCUCUUUUCUAGUAUGUUUUUGUUUUUGUUUUGUCAUAGGUAGCUGGAGGGUGGAGUGGUACGGAGUAUCUGGAGUAACGAAUGUGCGUGGGCAAUCAGACUGGUUAGUAGGUUUAAUUUUUAAGGUUGAAAGUAG
This is a messenger RNA of Coccidioides posadasii C735 delta SOWgp, 1480 nucleotides long. The record is from RefSeq and is a predicted model, not a curated record. NCBI's taxonomy places the organism in Eukaryota, Fungi, Ascomycota, Eurotiomycetes, Onygenales, Onygenaceae.